This is a messenger RNA of Crotalus tigris (Tiger rattlesnake), 1039 nucleotides long. It is a transcript of the gene OC90, whose product is annotated as otoconin 90. Gene Ontology annotation, cellular component: extracellular matrix. The transcript has 9 exons. Lineage: Eukaryota; Metazoa; Chordata; Lepidosauria; Squamata; Viperidae. The annotation marks the transcript as partial. The record is from RefSeq and is a predicted model, not a curated record. Gene Ontology annotation, molecular function: phospholipid binding; calcium ion binding. Gene Ontology annotation, biological process: arachidonate secretion; phospholipid metabolic process; lipid catabolic process.
AUGCUGAUAAUUCUAUUGAUGACUAUAUUGCUGAUUUUACAUAAUGGUGAUAAUAUCACCUUCUUCAAUGGAGUCUUUGAAAACGUGGAAGGUGUUGCUUUGUUCUUUGACUGUCUGGGCUCUCACUUCACUUGGCUUCAGUCCAUAUUCACCAGCUUUCCUCCGUUGCUCAACUUGGUGAGCAGAAUGAAGUGUGUGACUGGCAUUUGCCCCAAAGACUUUGAAGACUAUGGCUGUGCCUGCCGAUUUGAGAUGGAGGGCUUCCCUGUGGAUGAAGUAGAUGGCUGCUGUUUUCAACAUCGAAAAUGUUAUGAAGAGGCAACCGAAGAAGAAUGCACCUGGGAUCCUGCUAAAGUCAUCAUGAACAUCAGUUGUCUAACCAAAAACAUCACGUGUGGAUCUGAGGAUUUUUGUGAGCAUUUGCUCUGCAACUGUGACAAAGAAGCGAUUGAAUGUUUCUUGCGUUCGCCCAUUAAUUCUUCCUUGAAUAAUUUUGAUGCUUCCCUCUGCUCCUCUUUGGUGACAGCCGUAACCCAGAAAGAUGCAACUGUUGCUUUUGAUAAUUCUGUACAAAGAGUGUGUGAUCGUUCCUCCUUUCUGCAACGGGGUGACAAUGGGAAACUCAAGCGAGAGUUUCCACAGUUGGGUGAGAUGCUCUACUGCUUGACCGACCGGUGUCCAGAGGACUUCGAAUUAUAUGGCUGCUUUUGUGGACAAGAAGGAAAAGGACAGCCGACUGAUGAACUGGACAGAUGUUGUUUCUCCCAUCAAUGCUGCCUGGAACAAGUUAAAAGACUGGGAUGCCAGCCGGAAAAAAACCCAAGAUCUGAAGUUGUGUGCUUUGAUCACACACCAACAUGUGUUGGAUGGAGCCUGUGUGAAAAUCUCCUUUGUUCCUGUGAUAAAGCUGCAGCCGAAUGCAUGGCUGCAGCCCCGUUCAACGAAAGCUGGAAGUUGCCCAGCAGACCGGCUUGCCAAGAGGACAAACUGGCUUGCCGCUGGGCGGGGCGUGAGAGGCCACCAGACAGCCCCCCGAGAG